Molecule: messenger RNA, 2106 nt
Organism: Macadamia integrifolia
Lineage: Eukaryota; Viridiplantae; Streptophyta; Magnoliopsida; Proteales; Proteaceae
Product: O-glucosyltransferase rumi homolog
Exons: 6
Coding region: 151-1695 (514 amino acids)
Source: RefSeq, a predicted model, not a curated record
CCUUGAAGAAGAAGAAGAAGCAGGAGCAGAUGAAUCCCCUCCUUCUCCUCCCCUCUCUGCGCUUCUGCACACCCACUUGCUCCACCUGAGUGUUAGGUGUUCAUCUUCAAUACUGAAGUAUUCAGAUCAGGAGGAACUUGGAAACACAGCAUGCGAGAGAACGUGGACAGAAAUCAUCAGGGUCAAGAGAUUUUUUCAGGGAUGUUCAAGAGGCCAUUAAAGAAGGGAUCUGCAACAACAACAACUACAGUGCUCUUCAUCAUUGUCCUUUUCAUCGGCGCCUUCAUCUCUGUCGGCUGGAUCAACGUGUCUUUUAGUGGUGCUUCGAAUCAGAAAGUGGAAGCAAGCUUGGAAUCAAUUCAUAAACAUUCCCACAGAGUAGAAAUCCCACUCAACUGCUCCGCAGGAAAGCAGACUCGAACCUGUCCUGCAAAAAACUUCUCAUUGACAUUUCAGAAGGCUGAAGAUCAUGACCGUUCAUCAUCGAGUAGUCCAGUGUGCCCAGAUUAUUUCCGUUGGAUCCAUGAAGAUCUUCGGCCAUGGAAGGAAACAGGGAUCACGAAGGAGAUGGUGGAGAGAGCUAAGAAGACCGCUAACUUUAGGUUGGUGAUCGUGAAUGGGAGAGCUUACGUGGAGACCUUAUCGAAAGCGUUCCAGACGAGAGACGUGUUCACCUUGUGGGGUAUCUUACAGAUGUUGAACAGGUACCCUGGGAAGUUGCCAGACCUUGAGUUGAUGUUCGAUUUAGUCGACUGGCCAGUCCUCCUAGCACGCGACUACCAGGGUCCUAACGCCACUGCCCCUCCACCCUUGUUUCGUUACUGUGGUGCCGACUGGAGUAUGGAAAUCGUUUUCCCUGAUUGGACUUUCUGGGGUUGGCCAGAGGUCCACAUUAAGCCUUGGGAGUAUCUGCUGAAGAAGUUGAAAGAAGGCAACAAGAGAACCACAUGGAACGACAGGGAACCUUAUGCUUACUGGAAAGGAAACCCAGAAGUGGCUUUGACAAGGCAAGAACUCAUGAAAUGCAAUGUCUCUGACAAACAGGAUUGGAAUGCUCGCCUCUAUAAGCAAGAUUGGGUCCGUGAAACUCAAGAAGGAUUCAAUCAAUCAGAUUUGUCAAGGCAAUGCACUCACAGAUAUAAGAUCUACAUUGAGGGCUGCUCAUGGUCGGUUAGUCAGAAAUACAUUCUAGCCUGCAACUCUGUCACUUUACUAGUGACGCCUAAAUAUUACGAUUUCUUUACAAGGACCCUUCAACCAAUUCACCAUUACUGGCCGAUAAGGGAUGAUGAUAAGUGUAGAUCUAUUAAGUUUGCCGUUGAUUGGGGCAACCGUCACAAACAGAAGGCACAAGCCAUCGGAAAAGCUGCCAGUGAAUUCAUACAGGAGGACCUAAAGAUGGAUUAUGUGUAUGAUUACAUGUUUCAUCUGCUAAAUGAAUACGGGAAGCUUUUGAAAUACAAGCCCACCAUACCUGAAAAUGCCACAGAGCUCUGUCCAGAGGUAAUAGCUUGCCCUGCAGAAGGGUUGGAGAAGGAGUAUAUGAUGGAUUCGAGGGUGAAUGCUAUUGAGGACACAAGCCCAUGUACCAUGCCACCUCCCUUUGAUCCUGCAUCUCUCAAAGACUUACAGAGGAGGAAAUCGAAUUCAAUACAGCAGGUGGAGCUAUGGGAGAAAGAGUCUGGAGGAUCCUGAUUCAAUUCUCUGUUCGUACGUGAAGAGUAAGUCUUUCACACAGAUAGAAGCUGCCAUGUGUCCCAUUUACAUACGGUGGAUAAUGAAUCUUCUGCUCUCAUUUUCACGUGAACGUACAUGUUAGAGGUCAACACCUGUUCGAUUUACUCCCAUGGAUGAAAAAGGUAUUUAUAGAAAUAAAAAAGGUAGGUGUUGGCCACUGACACAUAAAUACAAGGGAACAUCUGUGCAAUGGAACUUUAUUUAUUUUGUCUUUUAAUAUUCUUGCUUAGUGUAAUCAUAAUUCGUUCCACUAAGCUUGUAACCUAUUAGAAAGAUGUACCUGAUGUUUCGAGAUAUAAAACUUGUAUUGUAGAGAUGGUUUGGUUUUCUUGCUUGAUGUAUCUGAGAGGAUUCGCACAGAUUGUUGAA